AUGGUGGUGCUGGUGGAAGUUCUGGUUCUGGUGUUAGUUCUGUUGUUAGUGCUAGUUCCAAUGUUGGUAGUGGAAUUAUAUGCUGGUGGUGCUGUUGCUAGUUUUGGUGCUAGCACUAGUUCUUGUUGUAGUAGUAGUUCUGGUACUGGUGAUAGUUCUGGUACUGGUGAUAGUUCUGGUACUGGUGAUAGUUCUGGUACUGGUGAUAGUGAUAGUUCUGGUACUGGUGAUAGUGAUAGUUCUGGUACUGGUGAUAGUGAUAGUUCUGGUACUGAUGAUAGUGAUAGUUCUGGUACUGGUGAUAGUGAUAGUUCUGGUACUGGUGAUAGUGAUAGUUCUGCUACUGGUGAUAGUUCUGGUACUGGUGAUAGUGAUAGUUAUGGUACCGGUGAUCGUUCUGGUACUGUUGAUAGUGAUAGUUUUGGGACUGGUAAUAGUGAUAGUUCUGGUGCUGGUGAUAGUGCUGUUUUUGGUGCUAGUGAUAGGUCCUGUGUUGGGGCUAGUUAUCAUUCUGGUGGUGGUGGCAUUAUAUGGUAG
Messenger RNA from Rana temporaria (common frog), 537 nucleotides. RefSeq names its product dentin sialophosphoprotein-like. The transcript has a single exon. The record is from RefSeq and is a predicted model, not a curated record. Bases 1 to 537 code for a protein of 178 amino acids. Lineage: Eukaryota; Metazoa; Chordata; Amphibia; Anura; Ranidae.